Messenger RNA from Gasterosteus aculeatus aculeatus (three-spined stickleback), 2907 nucleotides. RefSeq names its product F-box and WD repeat domain containing 9 (gene fbxw9). The record is from RefSeq and is a predicted model, not a curated record. Gene Ontology annotation, molecular function: protein binding. Lineage: Eukaryota; Metazoa; Chordata; Actinopteri; Perciformes; Gasterosteidae.
CGGAAGUGGUUUUGUAUUGUUUUGGACUUCAACACCGUUAACCAGCCGCAUCGCUCGUUAAAGUUGGUAUUUUUCUCUCUUUGCAACGAGCGUUUCGUUAUUACGUUUUGGUUUGCAGACGAACGCCUACAGGAGCGUUUGAAGCCGUAAACCGAAGAAGCGUGUUCCCGGGAUCCCGUCAGCUAACGUUUAACGUCUCUUCGGGCAUUGUUUUGUCUUUAGAUUUCGACGCCAUCAGGGCACGUCACGUCUGUUGACGCCGAGGACGCAACGUUAGCACCUCAUCGCGACAACAUUUCAGGUCGGAUGUGUCAAAUACAUCCGACGAUACGAAAUCGAGGAAUGUGCAAAGUAAUGUCGGCUGCGAGUGUGUGAUCGUCGCGUGCCGGGAGUGCGCGAGGUGACGAUGUCUGAACCGGAAGUGGGGACGCACGGUGACCAGGGUGGACCAUCUCCUGACCCCGUGAAAUCUCCCAGUGUCGACGCUUCUGCGCCCGACCUGCUAGGUCUUCCGUCUGCUGGUCUCCCAUCAUCUGCAGACAUUAGCCCCUUCCCCUCUGCUGAGGCGAGUGGCUUGUUGUCGUUGCCGUGGGAGAUGGUCACGCAAAUUGCCUCACACCUUCCAGCUCAGUGUGUCAUCACUGUGCUGCCAAAGGUCUGCCAUGCACUGGGUAACGUGGGUAAGGACAACACUGCCUGGCAGCUUCGGGCACACAGACUGAUCGGAUCGAGACUCGGCUUCCCAGUUGGGCCCAAGGAGAACUUUGACUGGCCGUCUGCUUGCCUGGAGAUGGAGCAGCUGAUAACCUGCUGGACAGGCCAAGCGCAAGUUGGUGCCAUACAGACCAAAGAGGACGAGGAGGCAAGGGAAAAAGUGAGACUGCAGGGAAGGGCAGGGCUUUAUGAGGAGCCCCUGCCAGGAGGACAGGAGGAUGGUGGGGACGGUGAGGCAGAAGAGGUGGGAGUGGUUGCGCAGGAUGCUGCGUAUGGCGCCGACGAAGGAAUGGAUAUGGCAAUGGAAGGUGAGGAUGACGACAUGCGGCCUGUUGUAGGUGGGGACCAACUGGCAAGGUUAAGAGAGGGGUUGGAAGGAAGAGUGAGCGAUGAUGCAGAUGCCCUAAUGGAAGAAGAAAGGGACCACAUGAUGGUAUUUGGGGCUAACGAAGGGCAAGAUGGCGCUGCACAUCACCAAGCGAACCACAGGAAUCUGGGAAAUGGAAGACCAUUAGAAACGGAGCAACGUCCGCCCCUCAGAAGCCCCAGCCCGACCCCAGCGCUGGAGUGCAUCACCCUUCCUUCGGACCACAUUGCCCCGGUCAACUCAGUCCUCCUCGUUGGGGGGGAGGGGGCAGUCUGUGCCACAGGCUCUCGAGACUGGAACGUCAAACUGUGGGAUCUCCAGACGAGCGCUGGCGGCACACUGCUGCACACAUUGGGCGGGCGGGGGGACUUCAGCACUCAUCGGGGCUGGGUCUGGUGCCUGGCGUCUCAGGGCCCCCUGUUGGCUUCAGGGGGCUUCGACAGCACGGUGAGGCUGUGGGACCUUCAGGCUGGUGGGGCAGAGAGAGGCCUGAUCAAGUCCGGGGCCGCUGUCCACUGCCUGUCCUUUCAGACCGACGUAUUGCUGGCUGGAACAUUUGACAGGAAGAUCAGCAUGUAUGACACCAGAGCUGCUGAACCGCUGGUGAAAAGCCUCCGUGUCCACGGUAACGCCGUAAUGUGCCUCGCUGCGGAUGACAAGUACAUCAUCUCUGGGAGUAAAGACUGCACUGUGGUGGUCUACGACCGGAGGGCCGGCAAGGGCUUGAAGAAAAUCCGGCUGAGCUCAUAUCUGCUGUCUAUGAGCUACAGUGGCUGUGAGGUGUGGGGGGGAGACAACGGCGGCAUGCUCCACUCCUUUUCCAUGCAGGCGGGGACCUUGAAGCCUCUGUCCCAGUUUGAUGUGGGGCACACAGCUCUGGUCACCGGCAUCCACAGGUCCGCUGGAAGCCUCUACACCGGCUCGUCCGACCGCACUGUCAAGGUCCAUAUCCCUUGUGCUCCUCCGAGGACACUUUGCACGCUGCGUCACCUUGCCGGAGUUAAUGGGCUGAGUGUGGAGGCCGGAGUCCUUGCUGUAGCCCCAGGGGACGUGAACGUGGACAUCUGGCGGCCCAGAAAAUGAAAGACCCAAGGCCUGAAGCAUUUGGAAGUACACAAAAUAAAGAAUUUGCAGGGUGUCCGGCUACAUACAGACGAUGUUAGUGACAAAGAACAGAAGAGGGUGAUGCUGGAAAUGAGGACAGUUAAAUCUUUUGUGUUACAACUGGCCAAACAAAUGCUUUUAUUUUCUGCACUAGCAAACCAUUGCAUUUGUAAAUAUCCUUUACCAGUUAUUUUAUUUAGGUUGUGAUGUUGCAAAAUUCCCGGUGAAGAUUCAGGUCCUCUGUGAUGGUUCAGCAAAAAGCCCUCAAGCCUUUGUUUUUGUUUUUUAAUAUUAUGUUAGAUUCUGUUGAGAUAUUCCUUACCAAUAAUUGAACACAGUAAAUGUGUUUAAUGGUAACGUUUGUCUCAUGUUACGUACAUCGGGUUUGAAAGCGCUUGUUCCUCCUCUUUUAAUUGUUCGAACAGUGUGAAAAAUAGUUUACAGCGAUUACAUGCUCACUGCCCCUGGCUACUGACAUUGUACCUAUAAAGCAUUACUACAUGCAUGUAGUGGAAUACUUGUAUCUAAACCCUCUGUGGCACACCGAAUGUAACUAAAGCUCUUUAUUUGUGUGUGUGUGUGUGUGUGUGUGUGUGUGUGUGAGAGAGAGUUUGUGUUUGUUAAAAACCACUGACUAUGUAAUUGCUUGGAUUCAUUUAACUAUGACACACCGUACCUGACAAAUGCUUUUAUUAAAACACGUUUUUCUUUGAAAACUGGAA